AUGAAGGAUUUGUACAACUGCACCGAAUGCAUUUGCACCGAGGGUGUUACGGAUAAUAAGCCGACUACCAGUGUGUUCCAGUUGCUGUUUGAGGUAGUAGACGAACAAGUUCCACUUGAUACCAGAGCUCGACUUACAGCUUAUCAUUCACUUCUUGCUUACGAUACAAUGCUUUCAUUACAGUACCCGCCUAUGGUGAUUCUUGCAGAUAAAGACCGAGGUUUGUUCACUACAGAGAUCACGAAAGCUGCGAGUUCUCGCUGGGAUGUUAUUAUGCACUAUCCGGCCUCUUGA
Messenger RNA from Gongylonema pulchrum, 294 nucleotides. Lineage: Eukaryota; Metazoa; Nematoda; Chromadorea; Rhabditida; Gongylonematidae. The record is from the annotation of a GenBank genome assembly.